AUGUCGUCGGUCCCACACCUCGACGUAGCCUUUAGUUGGAAUGGUGGAGUCGCAGGACAUGCGUUUUUCCCUGUAGUGAAGGCUGUUCGUCCCGAAUGGCAGACUGAAUUGGUUAAAUACCGUUAUUUUACGGAAGGAAUCAGCAACAAGCUGAUCGGUGCACACACGGGAGCUACAAUGGACGAUGAUCCUGAUGCCAUUCUCAUUCGAAUUCAUGGAAACGACACCGAUCUGCUUAUAGACCGUGAACGAGAGAAACAGACGUUUAAGCUUCUGUUUGACCACAAAUGCAGUACAGCACGUCUCCUUGCCACGUUCAACAAUGGUUGCAGCUAUAGCUAUAUUGCCGGACGUCCUCUAGAUGUUGAGGAUGUUCGUCAACCUGAUAUUUGUAAGCUGAUCAUUAGUCGGAUGGUGCAGAUGCAUGGUAUUCAUCAAUCGGAUGAUGCUUCAAGCUGUGUGCCCGCUCUCUUUUCAACCUUGGACAAAUGGAUGGAAAUUGUCUCAUCUGACAUGAGAACUCAACGAACGGAAAGAAUGGAAAGAGAUGUUCCUUCUGCAGAAGUGUUGGUGGCAGAACUUCAGCUUCUACGUGACUCUCUAGUUCCUCUAAACUCCAAAGUCGUGUUCUGCCACAAUGAUCUACUGGUGAAGAACAUCAUUAUUAGCAAAGCAAAAGAUAGCGUUACUUUUAUUGACAAUGAAUAUGCGAAUUUCAACUACAGAGCAUUCGACAUAGCUGACCACUUCUGUGAAUUUGCAGGUGUGGACAACGUCGACUACAGUCGAUACCCGGACAAAGACUUCCAGAUGCAAUGGUUACAGCUUUACUUGGAAGAAACAGCUCGACAAAGUGGAUCAGAAAGAUCAAUUGACACAGAUGAGAUUGAAAACUUGUACGUGGAAGUGAAUAAGUUUGCCCUGGCAAGCAAGUCACCUGUUUUGGGGCGUAUGGGCACUAGUACAAGCAACACACUCAGAUAUAGAAUUCGACUUCUUAGGGUAUGCCAUUAUUAGAAUCAAUGAAUACUUCCAAAGGAAAGAAACAUUCUUGAGAUUGACAGUUGAGAAUUAGAAUGUCAGCAAAACAGGAUUUAUUUUAUAUCAACACAUACGUUUGUAUGUAAUACUACUACUACGGAGUGUUUAUACUAUCAAGU
This is a messenger RNA of Corticium candelabrum, 1160 nucleotides long. Its product is annotated as ethanolamine kinase 2-like. Gene Ontology annotation, molecular function: ethanolamine kinase activity. The record is from RefSeq and is a predicted model, not a curated record. Gene Ontology annotation, cellular component: cytoplasm. Gene Ontology annotation, biological process: phosphatidylethanolamine biosynthetic process. The coding region runs from base 1 to 1017 and encodes 338 amino acids. The transcript has 7 exons. Lineage: Eukaryota; Metazoa; Porifera; Homoscleromorpha; Homosclerophorida; Plakinidae.